This is a messenger RNA of Eucalyptus grandis, 3084 nucleotides long. RefSeq names its product probable LRR receptor-like serine/threonine-protein kinase At3g47570. The record is from RefSeq and is a predicted model, not a curated record. Lineage: Eukaryota; Viridiplantae; Streptophyta; Magnoliopsida; Myrtales; Myrtaceae. Gene Ontology annotation, cellular component: plasma membrane. Gene Ontology annotation, molecular function: protein kinase activity; protein binding; ATP binding. Gene Ontology annotation, biological process: protein phosphorylation.
AUGGAGCUUGCACAAUUUAGUUUUGCACAGUUACACCCGCACCAUUUUCUUCUCUUUCUUGUGCUUGCAUUGUGCCUUGUCCUAGUCUCCUCCGCCACAAAUGAAACCAACAAAAUUGCACUCCUCACAUUUAAGGCCGCAGUCAAAGACCCUUAUAGGGUGCUUGACUCAUGGAACGACACCAUUGGAUUUUGCCAUUGGUACGGUGUUACAUGCGGCUUGAGACACCAGAGGGUCAUAGUCCUGGACUUGCACUCGCUAGGACUCCCGAGGUCCAUCUCUCCUCAUAUUGGAAACCUAAGCUUCUUGAGAGAAAUUUAUCUCCAAAAUAAUAGUCUUGUUCGAGAAAUCCCUCCACAAGUCGGGCAGUUGCACCGCCUACGUUGGCUACGGCUAGACAACAAUUCACUGGCCAAAGAAAUUCCCAGAAAUGUGUCAGGUUGCUCAAAACUCAUAGUCCUUAGCAUUGCAUACAACCAACUAACUGGAGUAAUUCCUACAGAACUCGGUUCAUUAUCAAAGCUACGAAUGUUGUCCCUUAUUAAAAAUGCACUAUCUGGGAAUGUGCCUUCCUCCUUUGGAAACUUGUCCUCCCUACAGUUUCUUCUACUCGGGAAAAAUAACUUGGGCGGGAGCAUUCCCAAAGUUCUAGGCCUCCUGACAAAUUUAUAUACAAUCUAUUUCCUAGGAAACAAAUUAUCCGGCCCAAUUCCAUCCUCAUUGCUCAAUAUCUCUUCUUUACAUAAUUUUGAGGUUACAGAUAACCAGAUGCAGGGGAGUCUUCCUGUAGACUUAGGCUUGACGCUCCCAAAUCUUCAAUAUUUUGGCAUUGCCAUGAACCAAUUUGAGGGACCGAUUCCUCCCUCAGUGUCCAAUUGGACGAAGCUAGAGGCUAUGCAAUCAGGGAUGAAUAAGCUUUUAGGGAAAGUGCCUUCUUUCGGAAAUAUGCCUAAGCUUUGGCUUUUUUCCUUCAAUGAUAACGAGCUAGGAAGUGGAAAUUCUGAAGACUUGAGCUUCGUAUGCUCACUGACAAACUCUAGUAGAUUAAAGAUCUUCCAAAUUAACCAGAACAGACUCGGUGGGGCAUUACCCGAAUGCAUAGGUAAUUUCUCGAGCACUCUCACGUUUUUUAGUGUGGACAAGAACCUAAUGUUUGGUGAGAUUCCUAGAGAAAUUGGAAAUCUAGUCAACCUGAAUGUGUUAACUAUGGAUCUCAACCACUUUUCAAGCGAGGUCCCAUCAGAUAUCGGGAAUUUACGAAAUCUAGUUGUAUUGGGGUUAGGCGCUAACAACCUGAGAGGGACGAUCCCCACUUCUUUAGGAAAUCUAACCAAGUUGAUCAAACUAAGUCUUGGUCAAAAUAACUUUCAUGGGCAAAUUCCUUCACAUCUAUCACAAUGUCAAUCUCUCCAGUGGCUUUAUCUUUCUUACAAUAAUCUCAGCGGUACCAUACCCCCAAGGCUCAUAGGUCUCUCAUCCAUAACAAUCAAUCUGGCCUUGUCUCACAACCACCUGAGCGGGGUUCUACCCACAGAAGUGGGGAACUUGAGAACUCUAACCGCGUUGGACAUCUCUAACAAUAUGUUGGGAGGCGAAAUCCCAAAUAGUUUAGGGGAUUGCACUGGAUUGACAUCAUUGAGGAUGGGGGGAAACUUCUUCCACGGGUCCAUUCCUCAAUCGAUCAAAUCAUUAGGAGGCAUUGAAGAACUAGAUCUUUCACACAACAAUUUAUCGGGUCAGAUUCUAGAAUUCUUGGCGUUAUUUCAUUCUUUAAAACUUUUGAAUUUGUCUUACAAUAGCUUUGAAGGCACGCUACCGCGUGUAGGAGUUUUUGAGAAUGCUACCAUGACUUCCAUUAUUGGGAACAAUGCACUUUGCGGGGGAUUGCCAGCAUUUCACCUCCCCAAAUGCAUCUCCAAAAGCUCCAAGAAAAGGAAAAUCCAUAUAUUGGUAUUAUCGGCUUGUGUUAUUUGUGGCAUUCUUGGAAUAGCUCUUACUCUAGUUUUUUUGUUUCUUUGUUGGUUGAAAAAGAAAGUAAAAGAACCUAUUUCAACUUCCAUGGAGGAUUCAUGGCCAAAUAUAUCUUAUCGAGCACUCCUAAAAGCAACCGAUGGUUUUUCUUCAAUGAAUUUGAUUGGUGUUGGAAGCUUUGGUUCUGUUUACAAGGGGAUACUUGAGGAGAAUGGUACAACAGUUGCAGUGAAGGUGAUUCAUUUAGUGCAUCGUGGUGCUCAAAAGAGCUUCCUAGCAGAGUGCUAGGCAUUAAAGAACAUCAGACAUCGAAAUCUUCUAAAGAUAUUGACAGUUUGCUGUGUUGAUUAUCAGCAAAAUGAUUUUAAGGCCUUAAUUUAUGAGUAUAUGGAAAAAGGAAGCCUAGAAAGGUGGCUACACCCAAACCCAACACCAUCUCCAUGGAAUGAGCCUACCUCGAAAUUGAAUUUCUUUCAAAGGAUAAAUGUUGCUAUUGGUGUUGCUUCCGCAUUGGAUUAUCUUCAUUACCAAUGCCACAUCCCCAUCAUUCAUUGUGAUCUAAAGCCAAGCAAUAUCCUCUUAGAUGCUGACAUGGUUGCUCAUGUUGGUGACUUUGGAUUGGCAAAGCUCCUCCUCGGAUCAUCGAGUGAUACCGUGGCUAAUCAGAUGAGCUCAAUGGGCAUAAGAGGAACAAUUGGUUAUGCUCCACCAGAAUAUGCAAUGGGAUGUGAGGUUUCGAGAGAAGGCGACGUCUAUAGUUACGGCAUCCUCUUAUUGGAGAUGUUCACAAGUUUGAGUCCCACCAAUGACAUAUUUAAAGAUGAUUUGACUCUUCAUAGUUUUGUGGCUGAAGCUUUGCCUGGACAAGUGCUGGAAAUUACGGAUCACAUUCUACUUCAAGAAAGAGAGAAUCAUUUAAGUCCUAGCAAUCCUCCGCAUUGGCUCUCCGAAAGCAAUGGCGUAUUUCCAGAGUGCUUGGUUACAAUAUACAAUAUUGGAGUCGCUUGCUCCGAUGAAGUGCCUGGAAGACGGAUGAGCAUCAGCGGAGCUGCAAAUCAGCUGCAAAAGAUUAGGGAGAAACUCUUCGCAGGGGGUUUAUGCAGAAAAAAAUGA